Messenger RNA from Sparassis crispa, 3483 nucleotides. RefSeq lists its product with no specific name. NCBI's taxonomy places the organism in Eukaryota, Fungi, Basidiomycota, Agaricomycetes, Polyporales, Sparassidaceae. The record is from RefSeq and is a predicted model, not a curated record. Bases 1 to 3483 code for a protein of 1160 amino acids. The transcript has 11 exons.
AUGUGUGUUGGCGAAAAUUGCGCACCUCAAGCCGUGCACUAUAUUAAUGCGCAGCUCGCGGCUCUGUACGACAACGCACUCUCCUGUGUGAAGGAUCACGGCAACGCACAUAGGUCGGAAGACCGCUUCAAAUAUUCACAUGCCCUGGUCGAUUUCUCGUUUGGGGAGUCGCACGGCGAUGCGAAGUUCCAGGCUGUCUUUAGGAAGCCUGAACUUGAGUUCAUCUGCAACCAUGAUGCGUUCUUCCGUAUCAAGAUUGAGAGUGGCCACUAUCACCUCAAUCAUAGCUCAGAGGCGUCUUUGGAAGGUUCACCCUUCCAAGAGAUUCAUGACUUAGAGGCGGUAUUCCGCGUCAGCUUCGUUCGAAAAGCCAUCAGCGGCCGGGAUGCACAGAUUGGUCGCGGCCAGAAUCUCAUUCAGCUCGUGGUCCUGGAUCUGUCGAAAGGGAAGCUUGUGUCGCUUCGUCCACCUGUCACUAAUGGUAGGGAUGCUCUCUCGUUCUACCUGGAGAAGUAUGUGCAGUUCCUGCAAGACGCCGGAAAUCAUGUCUUCUUCUCCCUCCCGGACUUUGACGACGAUCGCUAUCGCUUGACUAUCGACUACUCCCUCAUCAAUUCCACCGCUACGAGUCUCGACAGCAUUCACGGCAUCUCUUUGCGCGACCUCAAUGAUGGACUCGUGUCCGCGUGGCUGAAGGCCGCCAUGAUUGCAUCCGUUGACGAAGAGGACGUCGUUGACUGGAAGUCUUCCUCUCUCGCGGAGUUCCGUAGCACGGUCGUUUUCCCGGAGGAUGCAAAGACACACUUCCACAUCAGCUUCGGUGCACCUAAGAUCAAGCUCCUGUGCUCGCGCGAAGCCAUCGUAACCUUUAAAAUCAAUGAAGUCACGUUCUAUCCUGGUAUUGACUUCCACGCUGCGCCCCUUUUGCGCUACACCAACUGGGAGAUUGCUGUCCUUGCUGAGAUUCAUCACCUCACAGAAGCUGACGGUUCGGUCGUUAGCUGCCAGAUUGACAUGGAUACGGCGCUCGUCUCCGAGACCUUGUCUGUGUUUGAAGGCUUCGAGCACGCGGACGCGAGUGAUGAAGAGUUUUCCUGUUGGUCCAUCCUGCUGGAGUUCUUCAAGAAGGAAUAUUUCCGUAUCCUGGAGAACGCCAACUAUCACAUCGUCUACUAUCACGACAAGCGUUCUGUCAAACUGGAGGAAGACGAGACCAUCACCAGAGGUACCUGGUCGGACGUUACUGAGACUCGGACUACUACCACGGUCAGCACGGAGGUGUCGAGCCGGAAGGAGAUCCUGUCGAAUUCUGAUAUGUUCGGGUUCCACCAAGUCAUCGCCGUCUCCCAAGCCUCUAUCAAUGAGCAUUUCAACAACCUCUGGCUCAUCAGCAAAACAUCCAAGACCACUGAAGAGAUAUUCUCGCUGUCGUCGUGGACAUACCAGGACACCUUCUCGGCGACGUUCAAGCCCAUGACCUUCCGCCUGUUGAGCGACGGCAGGGCUCUUGUUUUCAUCCAUCUGGAGCGUGGCCAUAUCAAGGUUCAUGAGAAAGGCUCGCAGAAGCACGAAUUUGGUGAAUGCCGUCUUGCCUUCGAAGUGGACCUCAAGAUGUGCAACCAUGCUGAGCUGAAAGGUAUCUCUGAGACAUGGCGUACGAAAUAUCAGAACUCGCAAGCGUACAAACAUCACGGACGUCAGACCGACCGCGAACUCCGUCACAUUUACUUUGACUUCAGCACUGCGGACUUCAUUCACGAGCAUUCGUGCUUGAAAGAGCUGUUCGGUGACAUCAGCGGCAGGCCUAUUGCAAACGUCAAGACUGCGAUUCACCACAUCAAGUCGUUCUACUUCUCUAAGCUGACCGAGGGCGGUCUCCAUCUCCUUCAUACUGUCCCUGUGUGGAAGGAGGGUUCCACUCCUCCUGCGUACGGCCUUACCUCUGCGAUCUUCCAUGUGUACUCGCAGACCGCCGUCAGCUGUCACAACUGGACUCAUACUACCGCUGGCAGGGAGCCCAUCAUCGUGAUCCUCGGUAUGACCGGCUUCGCUCCUAUGAAGGAGCUCCACCUCAAGUUCUCAAGUUCGUGGGUCAUUCGGAUGAACAGUCGCCUCACCUACGGCACCAUUAGCGUCGCCCGGAACAUCUUCGCGCAGGAACGUCUGCUCGACCAGGUCGCACGUAUCAAUGCGGCCACUACUGUAAUUCCUAAGUUCUCGGGCGUGGACCGGGACGUCUGGGAUCUAGAGCUCACGACGUGGGAGAAGCACCCUCAUCGGAAGAACCACAAGUGCAUCUGCGUGCAAGAGAAGGGGCGCGACGGCUACUCGACGUACAAAUGGCAGCAUCGCGAUAUCUGGAACUACGAGCAUGAGGGCAACCAGUACCUCACCAAUGGUUCCUAUGGCGUGUCUUGCUUGACCCAGAAUUUUGUCGAGAUCCCCACGACUAUCAACAACAAGACGUUGGAAAUUAAGGUCUGGGGAGAGGUCACGGUGGAACUGUCCUUCAAGUCCGCCACCACGAACUGGACUGUGAAGUCCGCUUCGAAGUGGGAUGCAUCCUUUGCUCUCGCGACCGAGACUGGUGGUCUGAAAGUCAAGGAAACUGGUCGCAUCGCUCCCGUCAUCGACAAGGCUAUCAUCGUAGGGGACCUUGGCUCCCACGUCGUCGCAUACCAGGAUCCGCAUGACCUGCUCCAGAAGACUCUUCCGUCUCGCAUUGACCUGGAGAAUACCUUCAGUGAGCUCCGUGCCUUCGAAGGGAUCUGGCAGUACAGCUACCCCUCGACUUAUGGCUACACGCUCGCGAACCCGGGCUUCAACGUCAAGGGAGACCUCAUCUUUGAGGCGCGUCCCUGUGGUCUCCAUGUGCCCAUUGCCAGUGCUCGCUCGGUCAGUAUCAGCGCCUCGCGUGCUACGUCGCCUCGCGCAGCAUCGUUCACGCGGACUCUCAGCUCUAGCUUGAAGACGGCCUCGCACACUCUGAGCGAGACUGUUCGCGUUGGAAAUGGUGCCGCUGUGACCAAUGGCAUUGCGGUUCCGCGUAUUGGCACUGUUAAGCUCGACAAGCACUUCAUUCCAAGAAUCAGCGGCGGUGCCACCGUCGAGGUCGACGAAUCUCUCGUCCCCAGAAUCAGCGGCGGUGCCACCGUCGAGGUCGAAGAAACUCUCGUCCCCAGAAUCAGCGGCGGUGCCACCGUCGAGGUCGACGAACCUCUCGUCCCCAGGAUCAGUGGCGGUGCCACCGUCGUGGAAGGCCUUGUCAAUGCCCAUAAUGCCAGCACAGCGAGGGGCGCAGCCAGAGCGAUUAACGACCAUAUUGCUACGGCGAAGGACGUAGCCAGUUCCUUGGUCGAAGGCCUUGUGAUCAGCGACCAGGUUGCCACCGUCACGGAGAGCCACAAAGUCGUUUCGGAGGAGAAGGUCGAGAGGCACGAGGAGCUUGAGACCAGUAAAACCGUGGUCACCGCUGUGGUUUGA